UGUAAAGUCUUAUAACCAUGAGUAGACGCAUGGGACCAACAAAAGCAAAGUUUGCUGCCAUUGCUCUGAUUUGUGCUAUUCUGGUGUUGGAAAGUACAGUAGUGUCAAGUGUAGUAGAAGAUCUGGUGGUGGAACAGUGUAAGCACCACUGCAGACUUGAUAUCAACAAGAGAGAGUGUGAAGAUAGGUGCAAUGAAGAGAUGAGGACGAAUGUAGAGACAAGUAGGCAGCAAGAAGAGGAACAAGAUCCCUUCUGCGAGGCAUUUUGCAAACCCUUUGAAGGACUUUAUCAACAAUGCAUGACCGUUUGCCCCCGCACCAUAGGAGGAGAUGGUGUUGCUAAUGGGUAUUUGCAGACAAAGUGUAACAGAAAAUGCCCUGCCUACACCGAGUCAGAGGCCUACAAAAGAUGCAUGUCGGGAUGUUUCAUGUCCAUGAGAAUGGGAAACGAGCAAGUCUGCGAGACAUCGUGCAGUAUUAUUCAAGAGGAGCCGCUUACUAUAAGGUGCACGAGGGUUUGCCACGAGAGAAUUCCCGGAGCUGUUAGUACUUCUUAAUGUUUUUAAAACUCUGAGUUGUUUUGUUGUGUAAGAGAAUCCAGAUUAAAAUAAUAGUUUAUAAACUUUUUAAGUU
Molecule: messenger RNA, 633 nt
Organism: Capsella rubella
Lineage: Eukaryota; Viridiplantae; Streptophyta; Magnoliopsida; Brassicales; Brassicaceae
Exons: 1
Coding region: 18-557 (179 amino acids)
Source: RefSeq, a predicted model, not a curated record